AUGAAGAGGAGGUCAGACGUUUCGCCCAAUUGGCACAACAAGAGACUCAGAGGGAGUGAGAGCGCCGAAUCGAGUGACGGUGCGACGCCGCUAAAGAGUGCACUCCUGACCCCUGGAACAGUGAAGGUGUACCGGCAACUCUCCCAUGUGGCUGCACUAGGACCACCUCUGCCACGGUCGGCAUACGAAGGCUGGACGCCAACUUGCAAACAAGUCUCGGAAUCUGAAGCCAUUGAUCGACUGCUUCAAGCCCACAAAGAAGCACACCCUUCGGAAAGGCCUGAGUACACUUACUUCGAACUCAAUGACUUCUCUGUCUAUAGGCCCACCAGCUCGUACAAGCAUGCACUGGAACUGGCGACAUUGGACCUUCUCAGCCAAGAUCGCUCUGCUGAGUUCUUGUUCGACGGUGUGUUGUCUGUAGGCGACGAGAAGUGCUACCUGCGGGGGGUGCCGUUCCGCAUUCUUGCGAUUGAUGGCUAUGGCGAGCUCGAGAGUACUGACUUAGCCCGCCAAAUGUGCAUCCAGACGCCUCUUGCCCAGCGCAAAGAUGUUUGGUACUCACUCGGCGAGCCUUCAGUCGAGUAUCAGCGCUUUUACACACCGUUCCUAUGGCUGGCACGCUUCACCAAGCACUUCGUGGACUACCUACUCGAGACUGAGAAGGUCACUCUCCAUCACUUUCAAACGCAGUUCCACCAGUGGCUCGAUGCACGAUACAGUGACGACAGCUUCACCUGCUGGAUGGCGGAGGCAAACCUGACGGACUUCCGAACGACUGUCGUGGCGCACUUUGGCUUCCUUCACAAAGAAUGCUACAGCAUUGACUUUGAUCUCUGCAAACACCCUGUCUGGAAGGAGAUGGACCCCAACCGACUUACAGCCAUCCCAGAGCAACCAAAUAAGGAGCACCGAACUAUCGUGACACCGUAUGCAUACGACUGUUUCAGAUCCAUGUACUUUGGCGACCAUCUGGAGCGACGUGAAAUGAAAGACAGCGCCAUACAUACCGUCCUUGCACGAAAGGAAACCCUGCGCCUUACGCCUCAGUGUAUUGGACAGCAGAAAGCACCGGAUACCCUCACUCCGCUGAGUAUGGGACGGAACUCACCGGAGUCCCUUACGAGUUUGGAUCCUGGAGAUGUAGUCUCUGUAACGCCAGACUCGAACAGCAAAUGGACCUCUACAGGCGACAUGUGGUAUGCCUACGUGCAAAGAGUACGUCACUUCGAAGACCGGACACUUCUAGAUGUGCUGUGGCUCUAUGAGCCCGGGGACACCACAAUCGGCAAGGCAUCAUAUCCAUUCAAGAACGAGCUCUUCAUGUCGGAUAACUGUAGCUGCGGCAAGGAUGCUCUUGACCUCGAAUGUGCCGUUGAGAAGGUUCGCAUCUCAUGGUUUGCGGCCGAUCCAAAUGCAGAAACUGGAUUGUUCGUCCGCCAGAAGUUUCGCACCAUUCACGAGCAAGAUUCGUAUGACUUCGUUGCGCUGCAAUACUAUGACUUCACCUGCCACUGCCACGACCAAGUCCCUAUCUUCGAAGAGUGCCGAAGUAAGUACAGCGUCGGUGAUACCGUCCUUGUACGCGAAUGGAACAAGAUCAUGGGCGAAGAUCGGUUACAGCCUGCGCAGAUUGUCGACUUUGACUGUGCGAAGAUGCGGAUCCAGCUGCGAAGUCUUUUGCGCAAAAGCGAAGUGGACCAGACACCAGGAACGCGUCCAAACGAGCUCGUCGUCACAGAUGAUCUCUUUGACAAGCCAGCUAGCUCGAUCGUACGGCGUUGCCACGUACGUUUCUUCACACACGAGCAGGUGAAACUAGGUGACAUUGUCACUCCAUACGACAGAGACGGUGCUGGGGAUCACUGGUUCGUCGCAAGGGAUGGACACACAGAUGAGCACCAGACGCCGCCCUUUCCUAGUUCUGAUGGUAAAUUGCCUUCAAUCAAUCAAGGAUGGGACCCCAACGCCAGACCACCCAAGCCCAAACUCACUGGACUAGGCAUCUUCUGUGGCGGAGGCACGUUCGAUCGUGGGUUGGAAGAAGGCGGAGGCGUCAAGUUUCGCUAUGCCGUGGACUGGGCCGAGAAGGCUCUGCACAGCUAUCGAGCAAAUGUGCAUCGCCCAGAGAGUGUGCAUUACUUCCUUGGAUCCGUGAACGACUACCUGGCUAGAGCUAUGGCAGGCGACAAAGACAACCGUAUCGCAGGCGUUGGCAAGGUCAACUUCAUCAGCGCUGGCAGCCCUUGUCCUGGAUUCUCGGCGCUACAAAACGACAAGAACAGCGUUGAAUCAAGACGCAACGCCUCCAUGGUUGCGUCAGUCGUCUCAUUCGUAGACUUCUACGUUCCAGAGUACUUUGUCCUCGAGAACGUGGUCACUAUGACGAACAGCAUGGGCCCAAAGAAGGACGAGAACGUCUUUUCCCAGAUUGUGGCCGCCUUGGUCGGCCUCGGAUAUCAAGUUCAGCAGUUCUUGAUGGAUGCAUGGUCCCAUGGCGACCCACAGCUCAGAUCUCGUGUCUUCAUCGUGGCCUCAGCGCCUGGUCUUCCACCCCUGCCACAACCGCAACACACCCACUCCCAUCCGCGCAACCUCAAGAUGCCUCACCGUUCGCUCGGCAAGUCAAGCAAUGGCCUCGCCUUUGGCAUGCGGCGAGAAGAGUACACUUCUUUUUCACACAUCUCCGCGGCAGAGGCGGUUGCGGACUUGCCGCACAUUGGAGAUGGCCAGUCUCAGAUAUGUGUGCAGUUUCCAGAUCACCGUGUCCCCGUCACUGAGCCGCACGUCAACAGACAUCGCAUGGCCUGCGUACCACAACUUCCUCCUGGCAUGGGCCUUAUCCAAGCAAAGAACACAGGCGCGCUACGAGGAGAACCGCUCGAGCAUUGCAAGAGGGUCAAUCUGAUCCGCAGCAAGCACAACUCGAAAAUGUACGCUCGAGUCUACCCCGAUAGGCUUUUUCCAACCGUCAUCACCAGGAUGGCUGUGGGCGAUGGUAUUGCGGGUCGAGUCGUCCACUGGAGUCAGAACCGCAUCCUGACCGUCAUGGAAGCUAGGCGUGCGCAAGGUUUCUUGGAUCAUGAGGUCCUCGUCGGCACGGUGAAGGAUCAGAUCAAGAUCGUUGGCAACAGUGUGGACAGGAAGGUCGCGCUGGUGCUUGGACUGGCGUUUCGAGAGUCUUGGAUGGGUGUCAGAGAUGCAAUGGUAGCCAACGUGCCAGAGACUGGCGAGGCUGACGACGAAGAGAUGGAUGUUGAGGAAACAACAGGGAACUCGCCUGGGUACCAUGGAGACGAAGACGCAGAAGAUGCUCGAAGCAUUACCGAAGAUGAGAAGAUGAGGAUUGAGGACAACACCAGAAUCGCAUCUGGAUACUACGAAGAGGAGGAAAGUCAAGCACCAUCAAGCACAGACUCCUCGCCCAUGAAAGCCCCCAACGUCGACAACCGCUCCACAAAGAUGGCAUUGCUGGGCUUAACCGAAGACGACCUGGGAGAAAUCCGAAUCGGAGGCUUCAAAGCCAUCAACCGCAUUUUCGCCCAAAAGGCAGCCGAGGGUCAUCCUGUCACGCUGAGUCCGAAAGCAGUGCGAGUAGAAGGAGGAAGUAAAAGUGGAAGUGGAGAGCAGUCGUCUCCGUCUCCGCGAUGA
Molecule: messenger RNA, 3651 nt
Organism: Zasmidium cellare ATCC 36951
Lineage: Eukaryota; Fungi; Ascomycota; Dothideomycetes; Mycosphaerellales; Mycosphaerellaceae
Exons: 3
Coding region: 1-3651 (1216 amino acids)
Cellular component (GO): nucleus
Molecular function (GO): methyltransferase activity; chromatin binding
Source: RefSeq, a predicted model, not a curated record